GUUUCCAACAACGUAACAGUAACCAAAACAGCACCACAUCGUCAACCUUAAACCCGUCACAUACCACCGCCGGGAAAAUGCCAAUCACAAUUCUCCAACCGGCAUUGCUACCGGCGCACAGCCCACGGGAUGCAAGCUACGAUUCCGAGUCAGAUUCGGAGGGUGGUGUCGACCUGGAAGGCGACAUCUCCAUGAUGCGCCCGGCCAAGCGAGCUCGACGGACAGGCGACGACUCGAUCGUGACUCCCGGUGAGGUGAUCACGGAAGAUCCUCAAUGGAUGCGCGGCCACGGCACAUACACAACCGCAGACCCCCCCGCGAUAAUAUCCUCCGUAGCAGGCACCCUCUCCAAAACCAACAAACUCCUCUCCGUGCGUCCCCUCCGCGCACGCUACACCCCCGAAAUAGGCGACCUAGUCGUCGGCCGCAUCGUAGAAGUCCAAGCGAAGCGCUGGCGCGUCGACGUCGGCGCCUCGCUCCUCGCACAACUACCCCUCAGCGCCGUCAACCUGCCCGGCGGAAUCCAGCGCCGCCGCACCGAGACCGACGAGCUGCAGAUCCGGACGUUUUUCAGCGAGGGCGAUUUACUAGUCGCCGAGGUGCAGCAGCUGUACUCGGACGGCGGCGCGGUCCUGCACACGCGCAGUCUGCGCUUCGGUAAGUUGCGCAAUGGCGUGUUCAUGGCUGUCAGCGGCACCGGCGGCGGCGGCGGUGUGAUCCGCGCGAAACGGCAGACUUUCGUGUUGGAUGUUGGUCGUGCGGCAGGGGGCGGAGGCGCCGCGGCAGACGAUGCGGAGAAGAUUGAUAUUGUGCUGGGUGUGAACGGGUAUAUCUGGGUUAGCAAGCACGUCGAAGGCGAGGGCGCGGCAACUGAGGGUACGGGGCCGGGGAUUACGCGGAUCGAAGAGAGCGUGGGACUGAAUGUGUAUUCGAGCCAGAACGAUGCGAUACCGCCUGGUACGAUGCGUGAGAUUGCGCGGGUUAGGGGUGUUAUCAAUGCUCUUAUCGAGCAUGGCCUACGUGUGGACGAGGAAAUGGUAAUUACGGGUUACCACGAAGCGGUCGAGAUGGCAAGGGCUGAUGGUGAUGGCGAGGAGACGUUAUAUCUUGGAGGUGAACGAGGUCGGCGACUAGCAGAUACUCUUGUGGGACGAUAGGGACAGAGAUAAAUAUCUUUACUUUGCCGAUCAAGGGCAGUUACUACAUUCGAUACUGUAGGAUACCUAUCAUAGGCUAAUGAUAUAUGUAUAUGUAGCCGGACUGGCUAUCGGGACACGAAUUCGUUAUAUACUCCUUAGAAACGCCCCUUGGCCAUCUUCAUUACAAUUAUACCCCUUCAGUCCCUAUUCUUCCUUAUAGACAUUUUUGUUUGAUAAUACCACAGGUUCAAGACUAAUAGGAACAUCGCUAUACACAUGCAAAAUACAGUGUAACUCGAUACUCGAGAUAGACUCGUCGUAUGCGCAACAAUCUUACGAAUACAAAUAAAAUUCGAUUCCGCAAAUCAGGGUACAAAUUAGAGCUUCGCUCGCGGAGUAUCACAUUAAAGUCGCUGCAAACCCCAAUAUCGCACAUCACUUCCAAAACUCAAGACCGCGCCCAGACCGAUACCGAGAAAAUACGGCAUACGCCGAGGUAAGGAGAACAAUCCACCUCAUUAACGCACCUUUGGCAGUGGGGCCGCCG
This is a messenger RNA of Daldinia vernicosa, 1686 nucleotides long. RefSeq lists its product as uncharacterized. Lineage: Eukaryota; Fungi; Ascomycota; Sordariomycetes; Xylariales; Hypoxylaceae. The record is from RefSeq and is a predicted model, not a curated record. Gene Ontology annotation, biological process: nuclear polyadenylation-dependent rRNA catabolic process; U4 snRNA 3'-end processing; TRAMP-dependent tRNA surveillance pathway. The transcript has 3 exons. Gene Ontology annotation, cellular component: nuclear exosome (RNase complex); cytoplasmic exosome (RNase complex). The coding region runs from base 78 to 1157 and encodes 359 amino acids. Gene Ontology annotation, molecular function: RNA binding.